AGCAAACAAACCGUCGCCUCCAAUAUCUCUCUCGCUCACAUUUUCUCUGCAUUUUCACUCUCUAUAUAAACUCAACUUAUACGUAUCCUAUACGGUUUUCUAUACGUAUACGGUUAUCGGACGAUUUGAGUGAAGGUCAAAUUUCUGCAAGUUCGUCGGAUUUCCGGCGAGUCAACCGGUACCGUCGGCGUUUGUCGAAUUGGUAUUGGUUCUCUAUUAACGGCGCGUGAUUCUAGUGGAAUCGAUAUAAGUGUGCUGUGGAGGUACUUUUAGGAUUUUGGUUUGAAAAAGCUUAAUUUUUGGAAUUUUACAGUUGCGGCUGGAAAUUUAUACGUAUGCGAUAAAGAGGUCAAAAGUUUCUGCAAAUUGGUGAAAUUUCCGGCGAUUUGACUGUCACCGGCAGCGGUAGUCUGCUGCGAAUUGGAUGUCUAGUGGCGGCGCGUUAGUGAAUUUUAUGUGUGUAGUGGUGCUGUAAUAUUUCUUCGGUUUUGAAUAAAUGAAAAAGGCUUUAGGAAUUUGACACCUACGCUUCGAAUAUGAGUAUUGUAGUGGUGCUGUAAUACUUGUAGGGCUUUGAAUUAAGAAAAAGGCUAUGUUUGGGGAAUUUUAGAGUUAUGCCUCAAAGUUCGAAGCAGAAAUCGCACAAGCAGAGUAAACACAGUGCUAAGGGGAGUAGAGACUGUUCGGAUUCUGACGAGGAUAUGAAGAUGACGGAGAGGAGUAGUAAGGAGGAGAAUUCAGCAACUUCCGUUGAGAAGCGUAAAACUUCUGGUAAAGAUCUGAUUAGCUAUGGAAAUGGUGAAAGCAAAGAAAUGAAGGGAAAAAGUUUGAAAAUUGAUGCUGAGAAGGGAUUAAAAGAAAAAGAAAUGAAGAAUCUGGCUGAUUCUAAGAGUAAAUGUAGUAAAAGGCAGGAGAGUAGUAGAGAGAAGAAAGAGGAGAAUGUUGUUGCCUCAUUGGUGGAGAAAGAGGACAGUAAGAGUGGAAGGGUAGCAAAGAGGAAAUCUGAGAAGUAUUCGGCCCGGAAAGAGGGUAAGGAUUCAAGGGAAGUAAAGGAAAAAGAGAUAGGAUUAUCAGAAAAAGAGAAGAAGAGUCAAAACAGUUUGAAGAGGCAAUCAGGGGAUUCUGUUGAUGAGAAGCAGGUCAAAAGAGGUAAAGAAAAUGCUGAGUGGUCUACACAAAAUGAGUUAUAUAAUCCUGAGGUGGAGAAGGAAAGUGAGAGAAGGUCACGGAAGAGAAGAGAAGGCUCUGGUGAUCGAGACAAAUAUGUAGAUGUUUUAAACGAAAGUGAUAGUAGACGGUCGUCAUCCAGGUGUGACCGUAGUAAAGAUGAAAGGCAGAGAGAUGGAAAACAUAAAGAUGGAUAUGGAGAUAAGCAUCAGCAUGGUGGUAAAGAUGACAAGGAUAGGGAUGCUAUGUAUUUAGAGGAUGUGGACAAGUAUAGAAGACAGCAUGAUGAAAAAAGUCGGGAAUAUAGUGAUAGAGAUGGUCGACAUAGAGAGGGUAAGUACCAGGAGGAUGGUGAAAUAGAUAACAGGCACAUGCAUGAGAAGUAUCUCAAUGAUGGUGACAGAGAUAGUAGGCGCAAGAAUGAUAAGUAUCACGAAGAUGGUGAAAGAGAGAGGAGAGAUAGGGAUGAAAAGUAUCGUGAAGAUAGCGAUAAAGAUGAUAGGCAUAGGGAUGAUAAGUAUCGAGAAGAUGGAGAUAAAGAUGGCUGUCACAAUGAAGAUAUAUAUCAUGAAGAUGUUGAAAGAGAUGAUAGGCAGAGGAAUAGCAAGUACAGAGAAGCCAGUGAAAGAGAUAGUAGACGCAGGGAUGACAAGCAAGCAGAUGAAAAUGACAAAGACAAGAGACUCAGGUAUGCAAAGUACAAGGAUGAACGUGCUCCAAGAGACCGUUUAGGUGACAGGUCUGGUGCUAAGCAUCCGAGGGAUGAGAGUUAUGCUGCUGAUUUGCAGCCUAGAAAGUCAAGUAAGCAUGAAGGCAGCCCUGGUUAUGAUGAUCUAACAAGGUUUAAAGAUGACAGAGGAAGAAGAAGAACCGGUGCUAAAGAGGACAUUGGUGAUAUUAGAUCUCGAAGUAUUAAAGAACUACGAUCUGAUGCAGAGAAGAGAUCCAUGAGCAGUGCUACAGUAGACUUGGUCACUGAGAGCGGAAGAUCUAUCUCCAGGAAUGCUGAAAUAGAACUUGUUCCGAGCAACAACAGACGCUGGACUUCACCUAGUUCUGGAUCUCAUGCUACAAGGGAUUAUUACAGGUUCUCAAAGCAAGAUGGAUCUAAGCACAAGGAUUAUCCUUAUGAGGAAAGGGUUCGACAUGGCGUCACUAGAGAUUAUGCUGGUUCUGCUGGAGCAGUGGAGAAAAAUUCUUCUUCUCGGAAAACGGAGAAACUGAUGCAAAGGGAAGACAAUAUUCUCGGAGAGUCUUCAGCUGAAAGGCGUUUCAAAUCAGAUCUUUGCAGUUCUCCUUUACAGCAGGUGGAUAAAUCCCCUUCAUCAGCAAGCUAUGAUAGGAGACACUCAAGUAGAUCAGAAGUAUGGAGGACCCUUGAAGCUGAGGAAUCAACACAGAGGAGUGGUGGCUCCCGGGAUGUAAAGGAAGGCAGAGGAAGCCGUGACUUGGUUGGGAAAGCACUCGCAGGUGAUAACUUGUCCUUUAUAGAUGGAGAUAAUGUCUCUGUUUCUUCACCUUAUACUAGAAGGAGUCACUUCUCUGUCAAUUCAAAGUCUGUGUUGCCUGCUCCUCCCCCCUUUAGGUCAGGGGGUGACAGCCCUUUGAUUUUUGGCUUUUCAGAGGAUGAUGGUAGAGGGAAGUCAAACAACCACCACAGAAGAAUUAAUGAUCCUAAUAUUGGAAGAAUGCAAGGACAUGGUUGGAAGAGGGUUCCAAACUGGCCGUUGCCUGUUGCAAAUGGGUUCAUGCCUUUCCAACAUGGUCCCCCUCCUGUUGGUUUUCAUCCAAUGAUACCGCAGUUCCCUACACCACCAGUAUUUGGUGGGAGACCUUCAAUGGACUUGAGUCACCCUGGAAUUACUUACCAUAUACCAGAUGCUGACCAUUUUCCUGGCCAUGUUCGACCGAUGGGUUGGCGAACUCCAGUUGAUGGUUCAUGCGGUCCUCCAAUGCAUGGGUGGAAUGCUAACAAUGCUGUUUCUGGUGAAGAAGCUCACCUUAAUGGCAGACCAGACUGGGACCAGCCUAGGACACUGUCAAAUAGUGGUAUGAGUUGGGAGAUAAGUGAUGCGUGGAAGGGGCCACUAACAGGAAGCAGUGUGGAGCUGCCAUCUGGUUCACAGAAGGAGGACUAUUCAGUUCAGGAAGAGGAGUCAGCUCAACCAGUUCAGAGUGAGCAAAAGCAGACUGAUGCAGAUGAUCAAAGCAAUGACAUCAGUCAGUCCAGGGGUGCUCUUGGGGAGAGUACAUCUGAAAAUUUGAAGACUACUCCUGAAGAGCAACCAAUUGAGGUGAAGCCAUCGGAGAAAGACGAUUCUCUUCUUUGUCAUGUUUACCUCUCAAAGCUUGAUAUAUCUGCAGAGCUUACAGAGCCUGAGUUGUUUGAUCAAUGCAUAAGUUUAAUCGAUGUCGAUAAGAAAAUGACAUCUUAUGUUGAUGAUUCCAGAAUUUUGUUUUUGGAGGGGCAUGUAGCAGCCUCCAUAACGAUACCAAGUAAAUUUUCAAGUGGUCCACCUUUUGCUGUUAUGACUGAUUCUGUUUUUCAGAAAGCGCUGUCCCUUUACCAGGAGAGAAGAGAAGUUAAAGUCAUGAAUUGCAAGAAGUGGUCAUUUCCUGGUCAGGACGGAAAGGCUUAUCCAGGACAUAAGUUCGAGAAUUUCAGUUCAGAAUGCGGUGAAACUACGGAGCCUGCCAUGGCUGGGAACAUGCUAGAAGAAGAUGGUGAUCUGGGGGUUGUAGGUUCUUCAAAAUCAAGCUGUCCUGAGACAUCAGAGCCAAUGACCGUUGACGGAGAGGAGAAAUCUGAAUUUCGUCUUUCCACGGCGGAAAGUGUUGGGAUGGAAGGGGAAACAGUUCUGGGUGUAGCCGAGGAGGGAAAUCCCCUGUCUGCUGAAGAGGUGGAAGGAUCUUCUGAGUCUCCAACUGAGAUGUCUAAAGAUUUGAAUAGGAGCAAUGAUUCCGUGGGGAAUUUUUCUGAUGAUUUUAAGAAGGAAAAGGAGAUAGUUGAUGUUAAAUGUGAUCCUUUGCUAUUGCCCUAUGUGUCUUCUGAGGCGUUUGAGGCAGUGAUGCCAGAGUCAAUUGAGUUUGGGUCAGUAAAUUUAAGUCGGAUACAUCAUUCUCCUGAAAGUACACAUUGAGACAAUUUAUUUUGCCAUAAGUUUUUGAAAUGCCGCUCUUUCUCUUAUUAUUUGUCUGCCUGCUGCUAUUAGCUAAUAAAUGAAAUUUUUCUUGAAAA
Messenger RNA from Nicotiana tabacum (common tobacco), 4405 nucleotides. RefSeq lists its product as uncharacterized. NCBI's taxonomy places the organism in Eukaryota, Viridiplantae, Streptophyta, Magnoliopsida, Solanales, Solanaceae. The record is from RefSeq and is a predicted model, not a curated record.